AUGAACAAACCCGAACGAAUUGAAUUCGUUGAUUGGCCUGAUGAGACUCGUAUAGCAAGACAAGCUAAGAAGUACCAGUCAUUUAUAUUUGUACAAAGUUUGUUCUACAAUGCAGGUAUCGUUGUGAGCUUGUGGUACGUGAUAGCAGCGCUCGCUUUACAACCUCUGUUACAGUCGCAAAGCGACCAGAGGCUUCAGUUGAAUGCUGAUUGUUUGCUGCGAAUCCGGGGACUGAUAAAUGGUCUGGAGUCGAGAUUGAAAACGACUUCAGUGAGCGCUUUGGGUUACAACGAAAGGGCCAACUCCAUCACUGGUAAAUCAUCUACUGACAGAUGUACGCAAACGGAAGAAACAACGUCUGGUAAUUCACUUGGCGAUAACUCACCUGGCUGGUCCAGAGUCACUGCGAGGUUGAAGUCCGCGUGUGAAGCUUUAAACACGUUCAACGAGCCAGAAUGCUCAGACGACAACGACACCCCAAAGGAUCGGUACCUGCCCCUUAAAUUUCAAGUUCAAUCGUUACAUUCAUGCCUUUUGGGGCUUGAAGUACGGAAUUAUGACCCGGAGGAGAUGGCUAGAAAGAGCGUACAAGCCAUUCGUGAGAUGAAAGGAUGGAUUAUUAACGGCAGCACAAAGUAA
Messenger RNA from Lachancea nothofagi CBS 11611, 639 nucleotides. Lineage: Eukaryota; Fungi; Ascomycota; Saccharomycetes; Saccharomycetales; Saccharomycetaceae. The record is from the annotation of a GenBank genome assembly.